This is a messenger RNA of Spinacia oleracea (spinach), 2646 nucleotides long. RefSeq names its product protein OVEREXPRESSOR OF CATIONIC PEROXIDASE 3. Lineage: Eukaryota; Viridiplantae; Streptophyta; Magnoliopsida; Caryophyllales; Amaranthaceae. Bases 178 to 1335 code for a protein of 385 amino acids. Gene Ontology annotation, biological process: regulation of transcription by RNA polymerase II. The record is from RefSeq and is a predicted model, not a curated record. Gene Ontology annotation, cellular component: nucleus. The transcript has 4 exons. Gene Ontology annotation, molecular function: DNA binding; DNA-binding transcription factor activity, RNA polymerase II-specific.
UUUUACCGGGAAUCUAGUCUAGCUCAGUGGCUCACCGGCUCACCGGCUCACCCAGUCUGAAACUCUCAACUAUCAACAGUUUGUUGUUCUUGUUUCUAAAUUCUAAUGCGAAGGAUAAACCUCUUUCUCAAUUCCCAAAACCCUUGAACACUAGAAUAGUGAAGGAGAAGCACGAAGAUGAGCUUCACAAUACACAACAAUUCUUCCUCCGUUACUCUUUCAAGCUUACCUUCAUCUUCUUCCUCUCAAUUCCACACCAAAUACAUAUUCUCUCGCAACCCCAAAACAUCUUUUCUCUCUCUUCCACGUGUCCCUAUCUCCCACUCCGUCCUAUGCCUCGCCCGCCGUCGCAGCAACUCCGGCCGCCCCGCCACCGCCUCUUCCAAGAAAAAUAAGGGCCGCAAGAAAGAGGACUCUAAUAAAGGUGAUGACUUGGAUGGUGAUGCUUUCGAGGCUCUAUUUAAGCUACUUGAAGAAGAUCUCAAGCAAGAUGAGGAGUUGUUAGGUGAUGGCGAUGAUGAGAUUUCUGAAGAAGAGCUUGCCCUGCUCGAACGUGAGUUAGAAGAAGCACUAGCAGAAGAUGAAAAUAUGUCAGCGCUGUUGAGUCUGACUGCAAAGGAUGCCGUAGAAGGAAAAGGUGCUGAAGAAGAAACGAAAAAUGAAGUUGGAGAAGAUGGUGUUGGUGUUGGUGUUGAUGAUGAUGAUGAUGAUGAUGAUGAUGAAGAGGAAGAGGAAGAGGAAGAAGAACCAGUACAACUGAAAGGUUGGCAACUUCGGCGAUUAGCACAAGCACUGAAGGUUGGCCGCCGUAAAACUAGUAUAAAAAAUCUCGCAGCUGAGUUAGGUCUUGAUAGAGCUGUUGUUCUCGAAUUGCUGCGAGAGCCACCGCUGAAUCUGUUAAUGAUGAGUGCUGCUUUGCCUGAUAAACCAGAGCCUGCUGUCAUGAUUCCUGGUGCUGCAGACGUAUCAUCUGUUCCUUCUGAGGUGAUUGCUGAUUCUGCAGAAUCAGACGUGUCAUCUGUUUCUUUCGAGGUGAUUGCUGAUGCUGAAGAACCUGAACCUGUGGUCAAAACCCCCAUCCAUACCCUGCAAGACAGCUGGUCUUCACAAAAGAGAUUGAAGAAAGUGCAAGUUGAAACUCUAGAAAAUGUCUACAAGCGUACUAAGCGUCCCACGAACGCAAUGGUUAGCAGCAUAGUCCAUGUGACAAACCUUCCUCGCAGGAGAGUUGUGAAAUGGUUUGAAGACAAACGUGCUGAUGAAGGAGUGCCUGCAGAUCCUGCACAGCAACGCCCUUAUCGAAGAUCGUCUUCUGAAUCUGUGUUUGCACAAUAAAUUUAGGAAUUUUUGUCAGAAAGGACCUUUUAAAAUAAAAAAAUUGUGACAAAGGACCUUUUAAAAAAAAGUUGUGAGGUAGGACCUAAAUCAGAAUUUUUGUUGUGAAUAGGGACCAAGACCCAUUUUACGGUAGUCAAACCAUAUUCUCCGGCGUUGACCAGCACGUGCGUGGCACAUACCCCAUAAAACGAUUUUUUUUUAAUUUUCCCCUCCAAUUCCCCCUUGCAUGCCUACUGAAAAUCUAAAAUUAAAAAUCCCCUUUUCUCUCUCCUUCAUUGCUCUGUUCCUCGACAUUACCUUCUCAUGGCUUCUUCAUCUUCUUCAUCAGUCCGUUGCAUAUUGCUUAUGGAAAAUAAAAUAUAUUCAUUGCUUCCCUUGAUUUUCGUUGCAAUUCGUACCAGGUAAGAGUAAAAUUCCUAAUUGUUUUGGUCCAAUUCCUCCAAUUUCGUAACUUUCGAAAUUAGGGUUCAUAAGCUAAAUUUAUUUUCAGGCCGUAAUUGGUUGUUUUUAGACCAUACUAGAGGGUUGUUGGGCCCUUCGGAGGCAGCAACGACGACAACUCGAGUGUUAAUCCUCUUCAGGCCGGUGGUGUCGGUGGUUGCGUUUGUUUGAGUUACACGGUCUAGUAGGGUUGCAGAUGGCUUUAGGCAUUAGUGCAAGGAUUUUUUAGUUGAGUAUGGGAGUUGAAGUAUGGGAAUGGGGUUUUUUGAAUUUUGUUUAGGAAGUACCGAAUUUUCUUUUUCCAGAAGCAAAGAGCAGGUAAUGUCGAGGAAGAAGAAGCAACGAGGAGAGAGAAGAGAGUUUUUUUUAAGGUUUUCUAUAGGUACUUAGUGGGGAAAUAAUUAAUAAGUCGUUUUUAUGGGGGCACGUGCCACGCACGCGCUUGUCAACGCCGGAGAAUGUAGUUUGACUACCGGAAAAGGGGUCUUGGUCCCUAUUCACAACAAAAAUUCUGAUUUAGGUCCUACCUCACAACUUUUUUUUUAAAAGGUCCUUUGUCACAAUUUUUUGAUUUUAAAAGGUUCUUUCUGACAAAAAUUCCAUAAAUUUAUGAGUUACAUGCAUAAACUUUCCUAUUUUUGCUGAGAGGAACUAAGGAUGUAAUACACGGAGUAAAAAAAAAUUAAAAAUACUGUACAAAAAUUCGAAGGGUGGCGGGUAAAGAUGGCUGUGGGCCGGGCCCACGUUGUUUUGUGCUGUGUCGGGCCGGGCCGAAAAGCUAAAAAUAAGGCCCAAACCCACAUGCUUUCGUGCCGGGCCGGGCCGGGCCGUCGUGCAUAAGGCUAAUUUGACUAAAUUUAACGUGCA